AUGUCUGAAUCUGGCCCUCCCCCGCCCAGCGGUACUUCAGCAAACACGGGGAAGGGCAGCGCAGUACGAAAGGCAUUUCCUCAUGUCGACUUAGCAGGACAUGAUCUCCCGCCCUCUCCAGCUCCGUCAAGCCCAAGAACAGGGCGUAGAUACGCCCUCGCAACUGAAUUGGUGUAUACCGAGGGCAAUGACCAGUUCAACGCCAGUAGCGUGCCAAUAUACCAGAGUGCUACAUUUAAACAGACCUCUGGGGGAGGCGGUGGUGAAUAUGACUAUACACGAUCGGGAAACCCUACGAGGACACAUCUUGAACGUCACCUGGCUAAGAUCAUGUCUGCACAACGAGCACUCGUCGUAUCGUCCGGCAUGGCAGCAUUGGAUGUCAUCACACGACUCCUUAAGCCUGGCGAUGAGGUGGUGACGGGAGACGAUUUGUAUGGAGGGACCAAUCGACUUCUCAAAUACUUGUCUACCCACGGAGGAAUCAUCGUGCAUCACGUUGAUACAACCAAUCCUGAAAACGUUGAGCAGGUACUCAACUCCAAGACGGCAAUGGUCUUGCUGGAAACACCCACGAAUCCACUGAUUAAAAUCGUCGAUAUACGUCGUAUCUCCACAGUGACCCAUGCGAAGAACCCUGGCGCUUUGGUUGCAGUAGACAACACCAUGCUUUCUCCACUAUUGCUUAACCCCCUGGAUCUUGGAGCAGAUAUCGUGUAUGAGAGUGGAACCAAAUACCUCUCUGGUCACCACGACUUGAUGGCAGGUGUGAUUGCAGUCAACGAUCUAACCCUCGGAGACAAGCUAUAUUUCCCUAUCAAUGCCUCCGGGUGCGGCCUGUCACCGUUUGAUUCAUGGCUCCUCCUUCGCGGCAUCAAGACGCUCAAGGUACGCAUGGAACAGCAACAAAACAAUGCCCAACGGAUUGCGGAGUUUCUUGAAUCACACGGCUUCCGUGUUCGAUACCCCGGCCUCAAAUCUCAUCCUCAAUAUGAUCUGCACUGGACGAUGGCUCGGGGGGCUGGCGCAGUUCUCUCGUUCGAGACGGGAGACGUUCUGAUAAGUGAGCGUAUUGUCGAAAGCGCGAAGCUAUGGGCUAUCAGUGUUAGUUUUGGAUGUGUGAACAGUUUAAUCAGCAUGCCAUGCCGUAUGAGCCAUGCCAGCAUCGAUGCAAAGACUCGUAAGGAGAGAGCCAUGCCAGAAGAUCUGAUCCGGCUUUGCGUAGGCAUCGAGGAUCCAGAUGAUUUGAUUGAUGAUUUGAGAAGAGCUCUGGUGCACGCUGGUGCAGUGAACGUUACCUUAGAAGGUUUCCAAAACAUUAACCUGAGCUCCAGCAGUUCAGAGGAUAGCGCUCCACCACCACAGUCGUCGACGACCUAA
This is a messenger RNA of Microsporum canis CBS 113480, 1380 nucleotides long. Its product is annotated as cystathionine beta-lyase MetG. Lineage: Eukaryota; Fungi; Ascomycota; Eurotiomycetes; Onygenales; Arthrodermataceae. Gene Ontology annotation, molecular function: pyridoxal phosphate binding. The transcript is spliced from 3 exons. Gene Ontology annotation, cellular component: cytoplasm. Bases 1 to 1380 code for a protein of 459 amino acids. Gene Ontology annotation, biological process: 'de novo' L-methionine biosynthetic process; transsulfuration. The record is from RefSeq and is a predicted model, not a curated record.